AAGCUGCGUUGCUCAAAGCGCCGGGCAAUGGCCCGGCUGCGGUGAAGACAAGAUGGCGAUGACCAUGGACCCGCUUCGCUUUUCACCCGGGCAGACGCCGUCACAUCGACUUCGGCAGACGGGGGCCAGCGUCCUCGGAGGUGAGGGCUCAAGGCCGGAGUCCGGCGCGUGCCGACGCAGCUCAGGACGAGUAGAUGCAUCGCCCGCCUAUGCGCCCUAUGCACCUCAGAUGCCCGGCGAUCUUCCACCUGGCAUGACCAGCGUGCGAUCUGGAAGCUCAAAUGCAGAGGCCGCUUGGGAGACAUCGAGACCUGUGAGUUGCGGGUCACAAGCUUCGGGCAUUUCCCUGCAGCCUGACGUGGACGAGCGGCCUCCAUCGGCCUCCAAGUCAGGGCUGCUCUACACAGACACGGCUCCAUCGCUGGAGAAUUUCAGCGGCCCGGCUCAGAACGUUCCGGUGCUGCGCAAGGUGCAGCAGCGGCGCUACCGGGGCCCGCCUGAGCAGAUUCCAAAGGCAGUGUGGUCGGAUAGCGUGGCUCACUUGGCUCCAGAGGAGGAGUGGCCACUACAUGCUGUGCCGCUCUUUAUUUUCGGAGGAGUUGACAGGCCUCGGCCAGCCUACAGGGAGGAGCUGAAGUUCACGCUUCGCAACGACAAGUAUGUCAGCUUUGCGCUGAGAUUGCGGUGUGGUACCGGGGAUCAUUAUAUGGGUGGAACCAUUGGUCUCCUUCACAAUCCAGAGCGCACCGAGGCGCUGGCUGGUGAUGAGGGCCAAUUGGCAACAAUUCUGGACUUGGUCGUUCAGCCAGACAAUUCUGUCAUCGUGACAGCAAUUGGCGACCUGGACUUCACUGUCGCACGCACCUGGAUGCCUCGCGGCUUGCGCGGACUCCAGCUGGCGUUCGUAGACGUACACCGGUCGAAGGUACCAGCCUUACAACCUCUCCUUCGGACCUGCGAUGAAGAGCCAGGAUUUGCGCUCUUUGGGCAGCUCGUGGCCAGAGCACACGGCUUUGAACAAGUGGCGGAGGCCCUGAACGGCGCAGACGGGCCGUUCACGGUCUUCGUGCCCCGGGAUGACCAGCUGUUUGCCGCUCUAGGGGGAGGAUCUGUCGAGGAGAUGCUCCAGACUCCAUACCUUCAGGCGAUUCUCGCCUGUCACAUCGUUAGAGGAAAAGUGCCCUUCGAGGCCCUGUACAGUGGCCGAACGCUGAAAGCCAUCGACGGCUCGGUGCUGAUGGUCACGUUCACUCAGUGGCCUCGCGGCGGCCCUUGUGUCAACGACGUCCCUGGUGAGCACAUGGACAUAUUUGCUUCCAACGGCGUCAUCCACAGCAUCAAGGGCGUGCUGAUGCCAGCUCCACGAUCAAACCAGCGCCGGUGAUGGAUUGCGCUUCUGGCCAAGAUGGCCGGAAAGCCUCUCUUUGGAAGAAAGCGAAUACACUCCGGACAUUGUGGAGGCCUGUCAAAGCAUGCUAAAGUCUGCACGACUCGAUUAGGUUUCACCUGGCAUUGAUAUCCCUGGCAACCAGAGAGC
Molecule: messenger RNA, 1537 nt
Organism: Effrenium voratum
Lineage: Eukaryota; Dinophyceae; Suessiales; Symbiodiniaceae
Source: the annotation of a GenBank genome assembly